Messenger RNA from Plutella xylostella (diamondback moth), 1731 nucleotides. Its product is annotated as mitochondrial nicotinamide adenine dinucleotide transporter SLC25A51. Lineage: Eukaryota; Metazoa; Arthropoda; Insecta; Lepidoptera; Plutellidae. Gene Ontology annotation, cellular component: mitochondrion. The record is from RefSeq and is a predicted model, not a curated record. Gene Ontology annotation, molecular function: NAD transmembrane transporter activity.
AGACUUAGUAUUGUCAAAUCUUUCAAUGUCUGCUGCACUGCACUAUCAAUUUUAAUUUCAACUUACUUUUUAUGGCUAAAAAUGUUCAAAUAACUUAACUUAAUUGGGUGUUUUUGGGAAAUCCUACAAAAUAGUUCAUACGUGUGCAACUACUUUUAUAUUUCAUAGAUAACCCCAAUCAAUUUUCAUUGUGGUGACGUAAAUUAUGGCAUUGACUACAAAAAACUAAUAUUUUAUGCAUCCCAAAUGGGUUUUUACAGAAAAGAGUAAUCUGUGUGAUGAUUAAAUAAUGUCGACCACUGCCCCUGGAAGGGGUGAUCUUGACUUAAAAUUCAUGGAUGCUGCUAUUUUGGAUGAAGGUGAAAUGGUCCCCCAGGUGCCAGUCACCAGGGCGCCACUGCCAGAUCGCUUCAAAGAGUUCCUAUGUGGUGGAGGGGCAGCCUUCUGCAACAUCCUCAUUAGCUACCCUCUGAACAAACUGAUAUUUAGACAGAUGAUGCAUGGAGUAGAAGCAACAUUUGCCCUCAACCAACUUCAGAAAGAGGGCCUUGCAUACUUGUAUAGAGGUAUGCUUCCACCACUCAUGCAGAGAUCAGUGUCUAUGUCGCUCAUGUUUGGGGUUUAUGAUGAAUGUCUCCAGCCGCUACUUCACCACAAAGUAAAUCCAAUUGUUGCCAAAUCCGUAGCUGGAGUAGUUGCAGGCUGCUGUGAGGCCACUCUCAUGCCAUUUGAACGCAUACAGACUCUCCUAAUCCAUCCUAAAUACCACAACAAGUUCAAGAAUACAGCUGAUGCAUCAUUGUAUAUCUACAGGCAUUAUGGCAUCAAAGAGUUCUACCGAGGGCUUGUGCCAAUAAUGCUGCGGAAUGGCCCAUCUAAUGCUAUGUUCUUCUUAAUUCGUGAUGAAGUCAGAGAUAGGCUACCAAAGCAAGAGGGUGUAUUUUGGCAAAGCUUCCAACAUUUCUUAGCUGGAGCCACUAUAGGAGCAUUCCUUAGUACCUUGUUUUAUCCCCUGAAUGUGAUUAAGAUUGCAAUGCAGUGUGAGCUGGGUGGGCCACACAGAACAAUGGUUUAUGAAUUUAAGUACAUAAUGCGUAAACGCGAUUUUAGGAUAGCAAAUUUUUAUCAUGGGGCUUGGCUGAAUAUUUCUCGGGCAUUUUUAAGUUGGGGCAUUAUAAAUGCUUCUUACGAAGUUUUAAAGAAAAUAGUGUAUGCCUAGUCAAUUUAUACUGGGUCUGAAACAUACAAUGAGUUGUAAGACCUAAUUGUUUUGUUAUUUAGUUUUAUUACAGCCAUUUAUGGUGCUGUGCAUGUUAACCUGUACAUAAUAUCAAUAUUUCUGUUAAGUAGUCAAUGUAUUAUGUUUAUCAAACAGCAUUUAUGUACAUUAUGUAUAAAACGAAACAAUUCCUUGUGUAACUUUGAAUCUGAUAAUAUUAAUCUGCAGUGGUCUUCAUCGAUAUUAAACAUGAUAUUUUUCGAAAAUUAGUUAGCAUACACUACCUAACUUGUAAAAAUCUGUUUACAUAAUAUUACAUGUACCGAUAAACCGAUAUUAAUGUCUCAAAUUCACAGUAAGGCCUAAAAAAUAUGAAUAAAAUGUGGCUGGCUAUUAGAAGAUUCAGAAGUACCUACCUAAAUAUCCAGUGUAAAAUGUGUUUUACAUUACUCGUAGUUGUGUGCUACAAUAAUUUAUGUACCUAAUAAAUAUUUUAUAACUAUAACAUAAUC